Molecule: messenger RNA, 1271 nt
Organism: Molossus molossus (Pallas's mastiff bat)
Lineage: Eukaryota; Metazoa; Chordata; Mammalia; Chiroptera; Molossidae
Gene: PGLYRP4
Product: peptidoglycan recognition protein 4
Exons: 9
Coding region: 47-1231 (394 amino acids)
Biological process (GO): peptidoglycan catabolic process
Molecular function (GO): N-acetylmuramoyl-L-alanine amidase activity; zinc ion binding
Source: RefSeq, a predicted model, not a curated record
GAAGUUGCCAGCCAAUGAGGAGUGAGCGGCCCGCACCCUGACCUGCAUGGGAUCCCCAGGGCCGCGGUCCACGCUCUCCUCGCCAGUGACCAGGUGUCCCGUGAGGAUGCUGCCGUGGCUUCUUGUCCUCCCCGUUCUGGGUCUCGGGGCCCGGGGUGACUUUUCCUGGAAUAAGACACACUUCAAACACUUGUCGGAGAGGCUCCAGUACCUGUUUGGCAACAUCUCCCAGCUCGCUGGGAAAGGCAGACUAGGUCUGUAUGAUGUCUCCGCCAUAGUCUCUCGUGAGGAGUGGGGGGCAGGAGCGGUUGGCUGCAGCACCCCGCUGACCAUGCCGGUGGAGUUCCUGGUCACCCACCACGUCCCUGGGCUGGAGUGUCACAGCCCGACGGGCUGCAGUCAGAGGCUGCGGGAGCUGCGGGCCCAUCACACGCACAACAGCUGGUGUGACCUGGCCUACAACUUCCUGGUUGGGGACGAUGGCCGGGUGUACGAAGGUGUCGGCUGGGGUGUGCAGGGUGUGCACACUCAGGGCUACAACAACAUCUCCCUGGGCUUCGCGUUCUUUGGCACCAAGGAAGGCCACAGUCCCAGCCCUGCUGCCCUGACGGCCAUGGAGCGCCUGGUAACCUAUGCUGUGCAGAAGGGCCACCUGUCACCCUGGUACGUGCAGCCAUUUCUUGUGAAAGGCGAGAACUGCCUGGCUCCCCUGCAGAAGGCAAGUCCCAAGCAAGCUUGCCCUGACAUUGUGUCUCGGUCUGCCUGGGAGGCCAGGGAGACCCACUGCCCCAGGAUGACCCUCCCAGCCAAGUACGCCAUCAUCAUCCACACCGCGCAGAGGACCUGCAACACGUCCGAGGGGUGCCGCCUGCUGGUGCAAACUACGCAGUCCUUCUUCAUGGACAGAUUCAACUCGUGUGACAUUAGCUAUAACUUCCUCGUGGGCCAAGACGGUGCCAUUUAUGAAGGAGUGGGCUGGAGUGUCCAAGGCUCCCACACUCCUGGCUACAGUGACAUUGCCUUGGGCAUUGCCUUCAUGGGCACCUUCUCAGGGACCCCACCCAAUGCCGCAGCGCUGGGGGCAGCGCAGACCCUGAUCCAGUGUGCGGUGGACAAGGGGUACCUGACUCCCAACUACCUGCUGGUGGGGCACAGUGAUGUCAUUGCAACCCUGUCUCCUGGGAAGGCUUUGUACGACAUUAUCAGCACCUGGCCUCACUUCAAACAGUGAGGGGCCCGGCUCCUUCUGAGACUUCUCCGCCAGCUUCCCC